GUGGUGGCUAGAGGAGAGGUUGGUUCCAGCUUCAGAUCUCCAGUAGCUCUCUCCACCCAGCCAGUCAGUAGCACUUUCCCCCCCCCAGCCAGUAAGUAGCUCUCUUCCCUCCAGCCAGUCAGCCUGAAGUUGGACACAUCAUCCCACCACCCCACAUCCACAACAUGAGCGGAAAACGGAAACUGAGUUUCAAGUGGUUAGGGAGUCUCUCCAACCUCUCCUUUCGUCGCGGCUCAUCGUCAGACAAAUCCGACUCCAAGUCUUCUCCCUCCAAGCCUGACGGGGGCAGAGCUCUGGAUGUGGUAUCCUCCCCCGACGCCGUGGAGACGUCAGUUGACGACAUGGAUAUGACGCGUCCACGCACCUACAGCUACGCCCGCUCCAGCGACAACUACACCCACAUGGGCACCUUGCCCCGCCUCCUCCUCAGGAAGAGGGACAAGAGUGGGAAUUCUGGGAAAGGAGGAACCAAGAAGACCAAGGAGAAGACGGGGGCAGGGCUGGGCAGGAGUCAGAGCCAGCGGCAGGCAGGGGACCAUGUGUCUAGCUCUCCCCUUCUCACAGCUCUAUCCAGCCAGCCUGGCUCCAGACAGGACCAGCCUCUCUCACCUCUAUCCAGCCAGGCUGGUCCUGGUCCAAGGACCCAACAAGUCCAGGGGCUGCCUCCCAUCCCCAGAGGGGGAUCACUCAGUAAGAGUAAACACAGAGGCCCACAGGCCCACUGUGAGGGAGGAGAACCACAGGCCCACUGUGAGGGAGGAGACCCACAGAAAUGGCAGCUAAUGUCAGCUCAGGGUGUGGGGUCCACUACCUACUCUACCGCUUCCUCACUUGUUUGUGAUGACGUCCCUAAAGGAAACACAUUUACCACUGAUCAGGGUGUUCCAUCCCCAGAUACAGCAUCAACUGGUGGGGCCAGAAGGAAUCUUCCUCCUGUUCCUGGUCAGUCAGUUUCAAUCUCCUCACAGAGCCAGGUGACCAUCCCCACAGAGGAGCCAUCUCCAACCCCUAAGCUUCCUAUGAAAUCCCUGCAGCAGCCUGGGACCCAGGUCACCCAGCAUUGUGAGGAGGGCUUCCCCAGGGAGAGAGCUGAUAACCUGGGGACAGACAGUAACUCCAGCCCCCUGCCUGAGACGACCUCCUGUGGUUCUAGUAGAAGAGACCUUCAGAGGGAAACUCAGGCUGUUGAACCUGUGAACAGCCCCAUGGACCCAACAGACAGCCAGGGUGAAUAUGUCAAGUUCUCCAAGGAUAAGUAUCUGCUGGAGUCUCCACCAGAGAAACUACGCAAGGAGCUGGAGGAGGAGCUGAGACUCUGCAGCAGCGAUAUCAGGAGCCAUGGCUGGUACCAUGGACACAUCCCACGAGAGGUGUCAGAGACGGUGGUGCUGCGAAACGGUGAUUUCCUGAUCCGUGAUUCGCUGAUAAAUGUGGGCGACUACGUCCUGACGACCAGGUGGAACCACGAGGUUCUGCACUUCAAGAUCACCAAGGUCCUGGUCAAGUCCAGCACUGAGUCUAAGGUCCAGUACCUGUUAGAGAAAGACAGCUUCGACUCUUUACCUGAUCUGAUGAGGUACUACGUGGCCGGGCGGCGGCCUGUCUCCCAGCCCAGCGGAGCCCUGAUCUACUGUCCAAUCAUACGCACCCUCCCCUUGCGUUACCUGGAAGCAACGUUUGCCUUAGCCAAUAGCAGACACGGCCUAGCCCACUCACCAUCCAGUCAGAAAGGAGCGUACAUCAAGAGGAGGAGCGUGACCAUGAACGACGGAUUGACCACGGACAAGCUGAUACCUCACAGCUCCUCUACUAUUCACAACCACAAGGACACCAUUAGGAACUGUACUCUGAGUAUGGACCUCAUCCAAGAGUAUCGCCGUCCUCCAGUAGGGGAGACACCUCUCUCCCCAGCCUACAGCCACAUCCACAGACACAGAACCCAGUCAGGGGGUAGACUUCUGGCCGUGGUGCCCCCCUCGCCAAUUCUGAGACGCUCCAGCGACCCCCAGCUCAGCCCUGGCUCCAACAACAACCUACCCGACAUGCUAGCAGCCAGCUCACACUCCACCCCGGCCCACUGCUCCUAUAUAACCCCAGCAGAGGGCUCCGAGACGGGGGGCAGCUACUGCGACCUACGGCCCACCCCGGCCCUCUGUCCUGAGGCUCCCUGUGCUGCCGGCAUGCCUCCCACACCUCCCGCUAAGAGCUACGUGGAGCGGCUGCGUGUGGAGGAGGGCCGAGGGCCUGCCCCAGGGAGGGAGGAUGGGGCUCGGGGAGAGGCGUUCAGCGCCCCCCUGGUGGAAACAGCCUCCUCCUUCAGACCAGGGAAGUACCUCUCGCCCCUGAUGGCCUCGGAGAACAAGCCCUUAGAGAUGAGCAUUCUGAAGAGGGUCAAAGAGCUUCUGGCGGAGGUGGACGCUAGGACGGCUGCUAAACACAUCACCAUGGCUGACUGCAUGGUUGCAAGAAUACUGGGCGUUACCGAGGAGAUGCAGAGGAUGAUGGGAGUGGGCUCAGGACUGGAGCUGUUGACUCUUCCUCACGGACACCAGCUGAGACUGGACCUACUGGAGCGGUUCUAUACUAUGUCUAUAAUGAUGGCUGUGGACCUGCUGGGCUGUACAGGCAGUACAGAGGAGAGGGCUGCUCUGCUCCAUAAGACCAUCCAGCUGGCUGCUGAACUCAAGAGCAACCUGGGGAACAUGUUCGGCUUCGCCGCUGUGAUGAGAGCACUGGAGCUACCACAGAUCUCUCGUCUGGAGCAGACGUGGAUGACGUUACGUCAGAGACACACAGAAGGAGCCAUCCUCUAUGAGAAGAAGCUCAAGCCUUUCAUGAAGAACAUGAACGAUGGCAAAGAGAGCACUGUGCUGUCCAACACCUCCUUCCCUCAUGUGGUUCCUCUGCUGUCUCUGCUGGAGAGGAGUGUGGCUGUGGGGGAGGGGCCAGGGGCAGGGAUAGAACCCUGGGAGAAAGUGGAGGCGGGGGUUGACGUGGUGAUGUCACACCUGGAGGCGGCCCGGACCAUCGCUCACCAUGGGGGGCUGUACCGCACCAACGCUGAGACCAAACUACAUGGCUUCCAGGAGAGGGAGGAGGUUCUGGAGAUCUUCCGGACAGAGUUCCAGAUGAGGUUGCUAUGGGGAAGUCGGGGGUCGCAGGGCAGCCAAUCAGAGCGCUAUGAGAAGUUUGACAAAGUCCUGACCGCUCUGUCUUACAAGCUGGAACCUAUUGUACGCCACAGUGAACUAUAGCACCCAUCUCACUGAACACCCCUAUACACAGCACAGCACUCACAGUGGUAUGGCCCGUCUCCCCACACUGCUGCUGUAUGAUUCCAAUGUGAAUACAAGGGGAGGAAGCAGCUAACAGACACAAGAGAAUGGACUGAGAGAGGAUUAGGGUACACUAAAAGAGAAGGAGCGUCUCACUGUAUAUCCCCCAAAAAGGCACAAAGGGCUUUUUCAGAGCUCUUAAACAGUGUGGGAACCUACAUAUUCUGCCUAUCUUCAAAGUACAGAUAAUUGUAUGGUGUGCACUUAGGGUCAAACAGCGCAGGGGAGGGAGUAGAGGGAAGAGGAAGCUCUGAUUUGUCUCAAACCUCCCUCAUUAGUACUGUCACACUCUGUUGUAUCACCAACUUAGAGACAGUCAUAUUUAACACAAUGUUUGUGCUCUUCAGGACACCUGUAUCAUAGAUAUAAAACGAUCUCUCUCUAUGACCUGUGUCACCAGACCUCGGCUUCAGACUGAGAGGUAGUGUGUUCUAGAAUCUGUUGUUCUUGUAUAAACUCUCUGCAUGGCUGCCUUUCAUUCCAUAUUCCAUCACGUCCCCUGCAGUGUGCUCAGACAGUCUCUUAUCUAUCUGUUUUGAACAAGUCAUAAUAUAUGUUAUGUUUCCAAAUCACAUCAGCUGUCAAAGAGAGUGAUUGAUCAAUAUCCCAGACAUUGUGGAAAACACAGUCUAGUUAAGAUAGUUAUUGACAUACUGUGCUCUGCCAAAAAGCCUUUUCUCUCUGUGGACUUUGUUUGUGUGCUGUUCUUAUGAGGGCUCUUCUGAGAAGCAUUCACCCCCCUCUCCUUUCCUCCGUUUCUGGCAUGUCAUAAAUGUUUCUCAAAUCAAAUCAAAAUCAAAUUGCAUUGGUCA
Coregonus clupeaformis (lake whitefish) is the source of this 4147-nucleotide messenger RNA. Its product is annotated as SH2 domain-containing protein 3C. The transcript is spliced from 13 exons. The coding region runs from base 165 to 3254 and encodes 1029 amino acids. The record is from RefSeq and is a predicted model, not a curated record. Gene Ontology annotation, biological process: small GTPase-mediated signal transduction; positive regulation of peptidyl-serine phosphorylation. Lineage: Eukaryota; Metazoa; Chordata; Actinopteri; Salmoniformes; Salmonidae. Gene Ontology annotation, molecular function: guanyl-nucleotide exchange factor activity; phosphotyrosine residue binding.